Messenger RNA from Bombyx mandarina (wild silkworm), 1117 nucleotides. RefSeq lists its product as uncharacterized. The record is from RefSeq and is a predicted model, not a curated record. Lineage: Eukaryota; Metazoa; Arthropoda; Insecta; Lepidoptera; Bombycidae.
UCAUACAUGUCAUAGUGUUGUCGCUCCGAAAAUAAUCGCACAAAUAAAUAGAUACAAGGCAAGGUUCGUUAAAAAUUACUAUUAAAUGUGAGUACGAAGGUGCCGCGAAGUGUUGAAAUUAGUCACCGCCACACAACUAUUGGAUUUGACAAAAACACGGACAAAAACACGGACGAAAACAAACCAACAGUAUUUGGAGGUUAGAAUAUUGUUAUAACCAGAAAGCACACACACUAACGUAAAACUACUGAGAGCCUGUCAAAGUCACCUCGUACGCAACUAUCAACGUCAGUACAGUGCUGCCAAGGCUAUAAACUAAAAUAACCUUAAAUAAUACGUUCCAUUCCACGCAAAUAUGGAUGAACAAUUUGAACUAUUCUUCGAAAAAAUUAAAACUGAAAUGAAGAACCAAUCAGAUUCUAUAACAAGUACUAUUAUGGAAAAAAAUGGUGAAAAAUUAGAACCUGUGAUAGAAGAAAACAAAAAAUUAAGAAUUAAAGUUGAGCUUUUGGAAAAAAAGAUAGAAACUUUAGAGAGAGACAAAAAAAACAACAAUAUAAUAGUCCACGGGCUGAAAGAGGGAGAAAAGACUACAGAGCAACUGCUUAAAAAUACUAAGGAAGUAUUUUUGAAAACAUUAAAUAUAAAUAUUCAAGAUUGUGAAAUAAACAAGAUUUAUCGUAUAGGGAAAGAAAUCAAAGGUAACAAACCUAGGCCGACACUCUUAUCCUUUGUUAGUGGAUUGAAAAAAAACGAGAUAUUAAGGAAUAAGAAGAAGUCGAAGGAAAUAACAUUCACAGAAGACUACUCUAAAGAUAUUUUAGAAAAGAGGAAAGCACUAAUACCACAAUUAACAGAAGAAAGGAAUAAAGGCAAAAUCGCUUACCUAAAAUACGAUCAACUCAUAGUAAAGGAAAAAUCAAACACAUAUUAUGAGAAAAGAAAAAGGGAGGUAUCUACUUCUCCGCAAUACUCUCAGCCAAAAAAACAACAAAUUUCAUCUUCAUCGAAGGAGAUAGUGAACGUAUAUGACAUGAUGAGAGCUAGGUCCAACUCUCUUACCUCUACAACCUGUUCAAGAGACAAAAAAUCAUAGCAAUUGGAUAUCGGCGAACGG